Dentiscutata heterogama is the source of this 441-nucleotide messenger RNA. The record is from the annotation of a GenBank genome assembly. NCBI's taxonomy places the organism in Eukaryota, Fungi, Glomeromycota, Glomeromycetes, Diversisporales, Gigasporaceae.
AUUGAAAAUUUUGACAAAGAAAUGAGAGAGUCAAAUCUUCAUAUUUUACUUAUCUUGGAUGGUGCUUCUUUACAUGUUACUGACACUAGCAUCAUUGCAUUAUUUAAGCUUCAUUAUCAUCAUAUGCAACUUCAACAUGAAGCUGAGGAAAGCAAUAUAUACAAAGUUAAUCAGUUGCAAGCUAUAAGAUGGGUAAAGUUCUAUACAAAAAUUGUAUCUCCGCGUGAUAAAGAUGAAGCACUAGUUGUCCUACCUUCUCUUAUUGAAAAUGUGGAAGAAGGUUUGUUUUUUGAUUAUGAUAAUGAAUUAGCUAUCAAGAAGCUUCAGCAAAUACUGAAUAUAUUGCAUGUUCGUAAUCCUAUGCCAAUUGAAGAUUUGUUAAACCUUGAAAAGAAAAAUGUAGAGAUAUAUCAACAAUUUAAUGAUGAUGACUUUAUUUAA